GUCAGAAGAUGGUUGUAUAUUUUUAUUGACUUGCACCCCAUCUCUUUUUGUCAUGAAACAUCAUCUCUCUAUUAUUUUAACAAUCAGAAGAUUGCAAUAUUUGAGCCCAUAUCCCUUUCUCUUCCUUUCUUAUAUCUGACCUUGAGCACAAUUAAUCAAGCUAUAUAUAUCCAAAAAUAUGGCUCCAAAAUAGAGGAGAGUGAGCCAGAAAGAUGAUUGAGGUGGGAGAGAUAGGAAGAAGAAGCUUUAGUUCAUCAUUGUGCCAACAAACUUCAAGUUUCAGAAGUGGCUCGACGACGGCGGAGGAAGAUGACGACGUUGACGUUGCUUCUCUUUGGGAGUCUAUCGAGAGAUUGCCGACGUUUGAACGUCUGAGAUCUUCAUUGUUCGUCGGUGGCGGUGGAGGAGGAGAAGUUGAGGAGAAAUUAGGUGGGAGAAGAGUUGUUGAUGUUACUAAGCUUGGUGAUGAGGAGCGCCAUCUCUUUAUUCAAAAACUCAUCAACAACAUUGAGAAUGAUAAUCUAAAGCUUUUGAGAAAAGUUAGGGAGAGAAUCCACAAAGUUGGUGUGAAAUUUCCAAGCGUGGAAGUGAAGUACAAAAACGUGAAUAUUGAGGCAAAAUGUGAAGUUGUUCGAGGCAAAGCUCUUCCUACGCUUUGGAAUUCUCUUCGAACCAAGCUUUUUGACAUCAUCAAAUUUUGUGGAGCGAAGUCCCGUGAAGCUAAAAUUAAUAUAAUUGAGGAUGUCAGUGGUGUCAUAAAGCCGGGAAGGUUAACUUUGCUACUUGGUCCCCCGGGAUGCGGCAAGACCACCCUACUAAAAGCUCUAUCCGGAAAUCAUGACAAAUCUCUCAAGAUGACAGGAGAAAUUUGUUACAAUGGGCACAAACUAGAGGAAAUUGUCCCCCAAAAAAUUUGUGCAUAUAUAAGCCAAUAUGACCUACACAUUCCUGAGAUGACUGUGAGAGAAACCCUUGAUUUUUCAGCCCGGUGUCAAGGUAUCGGAGAUCGAGCAGAUAUGAUGAAGGAGAUUUGUAAAAGGGAAAAGGAACAAGGAAUUAUUCCAGAUCCUGAUGUUGAUACUUACAUGAAGGCCAUUUCUGUUGAAGGACUAAGACAGACUCUUCAAACUGACUACAUACUCAAGAUCCUUGGGCUUGAUAUUUGUGCAGACACUCUAGUUGGAGAUGCUAUGAGAAGAGGUAUUUCAGGUGGUCAAAAGAAGAGAUUAAAUACAGGAGAAAUGAUGGUUGGUCCAUACAGAGGCUUGUUCAUGGAUGAAAUAACAAAUGGAUUGGACAGUUCCACUGCCUUCCAAAUUGUUUCUUGUCUACAACAUUUGGCUCAUUUCACAAAUGCUACAAUUCUUGUUUCUCUUCUUCAACCAGCUCCCGAAACCUUCGAACUUUUCGACGAUUUGAUCUUGAUGGCGCAAAAAAAGAUCGUAUAUGAAGGUCGUCGUGAUCGAGUUCUCGAAUUCUUCGAGCAUUGUGGAUUCAAAUGCCCCAAAAGAAAAGGGGUAGCGGAUUUUCUUCAAGAAGUGAUUUCAAGAAAAGAUCAACCACAAUUUUGGUAUCCCAAUGAACAAAUUCCCUACUCAUAUGUGUCAGUGGAAGAAUUUUGUAGGAAGUUCAAGUGCUACAAUAAUGUAGAGAAGAAAUUAGUUGAUGAAGAAGCAAUUUCAAUAAAAUUACCUAAUUUUCAGAAGUCCAAAAGUUGCCAAGAAAUAAAUGAAGUUGCUUCUACUUCUAAAUGGGAAGUGUUUAAAGCUUGUGCAUCAAGGGAGCUUCUCCUCAUGAAAAGAAAUUCCUUUCUUUAUGUCUUCAAAACAUGCGAGCUAUUCAUAAUUGGUUUGAUGACAAUGACUGUGUUUAUAAGAAGUAGAAUGGAAGUUGAUGUUGAAGAUGGGAAUUACUACAUGGGAGCCCUAUUUUUUGCUCUAAUUUUACUACUUGUUGAUGGGUUUCCAGAAUUGGUAAUGACCAUUGAAAGACUUGAAGUAUUCUAUAAACAAAAAGAAUUCAACUUUUACCCAGCAUGGGCUUAUGCAAUUCCAGCUGCCAUUUUGAAGAUCCCUCUUUCACUUUUGGAGUCAUUAGUAUGGACUUCUCUUACUUAUUAUGUCAUUGGCUUCACCCCUCAACCUAUCAGGUUCUGUCAACAGUUUAUUCUUCUGUUUGGGGUGCACUUAUCAGCAUUAUCCAUGUUUAGAAUGAUAGCUUCAAUCUUCCAAACCAAUGCUGCUUCCAUAACAGUAGGCAAUUUUGCAAUAUUAUUUGCCUUAUUAUUUGGUGGCUUUAUCAUCUCACAUACCUCCAUGCCAGCUUGGUUGGAAUGGGGUUUCUGGGUUUCACCAAUUAGUUAUGGAGAAAUUGGCCUUUCUGUCAAUGAAUUUCUUGCUCCAAGGUGGCAAAAGGUACAAGCUAUGAACACUACAAUAGGUCAUGAAGUGCUUCAAAGUCGAGGACUCGACUAUCCUCAAAGCUUGUAUUGGAUUUCUCUCGCAGCCUUGUUCGGAUUUGCACUCAUUUUCAAUAUUGGAUUUGUCUUGGCCCUAACUUUCCUCAAUCCUCCUGGAUCGUGUCGUGCUAUUAUCUCAUAUGAAAAGCUUUCUCAAUCAAAGAACAGUGAAGAAUGCAAUGGUGGAGCUAAUUCUGUGGAACAACCUCGUUCUUUUAAGACCGUCAUAGAAACCACCAAAGGAAGAAUAGCAUUGCCUUUCACACCUUUAACAGUAGUGUUUCAAGAUUUGCAGUAUCAUGUGGACAUGCCACUGGAAAUGAAAGAAAAGGGUUUCACCCAGAAAAAACUCCAACUCCUUAAUGAUAUAACAGGAGCUUUAAGGCCUGGUGUCCUGACAGGAUUGAUGGGUGUUAGUGGAGCUGGAAAAACAACUCUGCUUGAUGUUCUUGCAGGACGAAAAACGAGCGGAUACAUCGAAGGAGAAAUCAAAAUUGGUGGUUUUCCUAAAGUUCAAGAAACUUUUGCUCGGAUAUCUGGUUACUGUGAACAAACUGAUAUACAUUCUCCUCAAAUAACAGUUGAAGAAUCUUUGAUCUUCUCUGCUUCGCUCCGUUUGGCAUCUGAUAUCGACUGGAACACGAAAGCACAAUUUGUGAAUGAAGUCCUUGAAACCAUUGAACUUGAUGGCAUCAAAGAUACGUUGGUCGGCAUACCUGGUGUUAGUGGUCUAUCAACCGAGCAACGUAAACGGUUAACCAUAGCUGUAGAGCUUGUUUCCAAUCCUUCUAUCAUCUUCAUGGAUGAGCCUACCACUGGUUUGGAUGCAAGAGCAGCUGCCAUUGUCAUGCGAGCAGUUAAGAAUGUGGUUGAUACUGGAAGAACAAUGGUUUGUACCAUUCACCAGCCGAGUAUCGACAUCUUUGAAUCCUUUGAUGAGCUGAUUCUUUUGAAAACUGGUGGUCAGAUGAUCUAUUGCGGACCGCUCGGACAAUGCUCAAGAAAGGUUAUAGAAUAUUUUGAGCAUGUUCCUGGGGUUUCAAAGAUCAGAGAAAACUACAAUCCUGCUACAUGGAUGUUAGAAGUUACCUCUCCAUCAGCAGAAGCUGAACUUGGCUUAGAUUUCGCUCAAGUGUACAAGAACUCUUCUCUGUAUAAGAACAAUAAAGAGCUUGUAAAGCAGUUGAGCAGUCCGCCUCCUGGUUCGAAAGAUUUGCAUUUCUCGAACGUCUUUUCGCAAAGUUUCGUCGAACAGUUCAAGGCUUGCUUUUGGAAACAAAACUUGUCAUAUUGGAGAAGUCCUUCUUAUAACUUGCUCCGUUUUGUACGUACAGCUGUGGCAUCUUUUAUUUUUGGGAUACUGUUCUGGAAACAAGGAAAAGAGAUAGAAAAUCAGCAAAACUUGUUUAAUGUUUUCGGUUCGAUGUAUACUGCUAUAAUCUUCCUUGGCAUUGACAACUGUGGAUCAGUCCUUCCUUAUGUAUCAAUGGAGAGAACUGUGAUGUACAGAGAAAGGUUUGCUGGGAUGUAUUCUUCAUGGGCUUAUUCACUUGCACAGGUGAUUGUUGAGGUUCCUUACAUAUUUAUACAAGCAGCUGCCAAUGUAUUUAUCACUUACCCAAUGAUUGGAUUCUAUGGAUCAGCAUCCAAAGUAUUUUGGUAUUUCUACUCAAUGUUAUGUGCUCUUCUCUACUACAACUAUCUUGGGAUGCUUCUUGUCUCCAUUACACCAAACUUUUACACUGCUAACAUUUUGUCAUCUGCCUUCUACACCAUCUUCAAUCUCUUUUCUGGCUUUCUCGUUCCGAAUCCGCAAAUCCCAAAGUGGUGGAAAUGGAUGUAUUACAUUACCCCAACAUCAUGGACUUUGAAUAGUUUAUUAACCUCACAAUAUGGGGAUUUAGACAACACAUUGAUUGUGUUUAAAGAAAAGACAACAGUAUCAGCUUUCUUGACAGACUACUUUGGAUUUCAUCACACUCAACUUCCCCUUGUAGGAGUCAUUCUCAUCCUCUUCCCUCUUGUAUUUGCUCUUCUUUUUGGAUUUUUUAUAGGAAAAUUGAGCUUCCAAAAAAGGUAAACAAAGCCAAUUUCCUUACCUUUGUUUGUAGAAAAUGUGAGACUAAAUUAAAUUUAGUCAUAAUGUUUAUUCAAUA
Molecule: messenger RNA, 4614 nt
Organism: Benincasa hispida (wax gourd)
Lineage: Eukaryota; Viridiplantae; Streptophyta; Magnoliopsida; Cucurbitales; Cucurbitaceae
Product: pleiotropic drug resistance protein 3-like
Cellular component (GO): membrane
Molecular function (GO): ATP binding; ATP hydrolysis activity; ABC-type transporter activity
Source: RefSeq, a predicted model, not a curated record